UUCAACCAUGCGUGCAUUCAUUUUCUUUGCCCUCGUCGCGUUGGCUUCGGCCAAACCAACUCCAGGUUUCCUCUCAGGAUAUGGAGGCUAUGAAGGAUUAGGCGGAUAUGGAGCUCUGAGCCUCGGUCACGAGUCAGCCCUCACUUUUGCCCAACCAGCAAUUUCGGUUGCGCACGCGCCCGUCAUCCAGGCCGCACCAAUCGUCCACGCUCCCGUUGCUGUUGCCCAUGCACCAGCCAGUAGCUACUCCUCCUUCCAGAGGGUGAUCCACCCAUCAACUCACGCCGUUGUCCAGGCCGCUCCAGUAGUUCACGCUGCGCCAGUCGCUAUUGCCCAGCCUGUGAUCCAUGCCGCCCCAGCUUUGGCCCCAGCGGUCAUUUCCCAUGCCCCAUUGGCCACCUACGCGUCGUCCUACGGCCAUGGUUGGGGUCAUGGUUGGUGA
This is a messenger RNA of Pieris brassicae (large cabbage white), 442 nucleotides long. RefSeq names its product cuticle protein 63-like. The coding region runs from base 8 to 442 and encodes 144 amino acids. The transcript is spliced from 4 exons. The record is from RefSeq and is a predicted model, not a curated record. NCBI's taxonomy places the organism in Eukaryota, Metazoa, Arthropoda, Insecta, Lepidoptera, Pieridae.